AUGGGGGAGACCUCCCCCUUGAGCAAAGCCGACAUCCUCCGCGCCUUUCCUGAUGACGACGAGGCUGACGCCCGCCAGGAAGAUGGGGAGCUGCCGGCUAUCCCGACGAGGGGCAGAUCGUCACUGGUUUCCCGGGAUGCUACUUCUAUUCUGGCGCCAAAUGGUGCCGCUUCUGGCUCCUCCGCUGCCCCAGUUUCUGCUCCUCGAGCCGGCGCGCCCGUUCCUCAAGCCUCGAGGCUCUCGGGCUUCAAGCUCACCAAGAGGAGGGUGGACUACACUGCUGUGCACCAGCCGCCACCUUCGGCGAAGAAGAGGAAGGAGGAUUCAGUGCCCACACCUGGGACUGAACCAUCUGCAGCGGCCGCGGCCCCCACCAUGGGGAAAGGAAACGUCAGCUCUCGCACCUCCCCGGCCCGGUCACCCUCGCGAGACCAAGAGGAGCGUCGUCACGAGGAGUCAGCCCCCGAGGUCCCGCUGGCUCCGGAAGUGCCGAUGUCCGGCUCGUCUGCCGAGGUCCCAAAGGCUCAGGAGCCCUUGGUCUCCCAGGCCCUGGUGACGGCGUCGCCUCCGUCUCCUGCCGCGCCAUUGUUCCCAGGUUCUUCCGCCUCCUCUUCUGUCUUGGAGCGUGCCCUUUCAGAGAUGACUCAGCUGCGGGAAGAUCUCCUGGGCGCGGAUCCGCGCCUGGAGCUAGCCUCCGGCUGGCUUCAGUCUGACGCAGCAGUCCGAGCGACGCUGAGCCAGGCCGCGACGACCUCCGAGAAGGAGAAGCGGGCUGCCGCUCAAGCUGCGGCCGACCGCGAGGCGGCGCCAAAGGACGCCAAAGCCGCCCAUGACCACUGCCUGGCGCUGGAGGAUGAGCUGAAGAGUCUGCAUGAUGAGCGCGCAGAAGAAGCUCGCGGCCGCCAGGCGAAGGAGGAGGAGAUGAGGACCCGGGAGGAAGCCAUCAAGAACCGCGACGCCGCGCUGGGGGAGUUGGCGAAGACGCAGGCCGCUGAACGCGGCCGGCUGGAGGAGCUGGAGCGGAAGGUGGAGGCGAAGAAGGUCGACCUUGACGCCAAGGCGAAGGUCCUGGCUGAGGACCGCGCGGCCUUCGCGCUUCUUGAGAAGAGGUCCCACGAGGCUCUAAAGUCGCUUUAUGAAAAGGGCUUGGAGAGGCCGCUGACCACCGAUGAGGAUGGCCCCACCCAGCUACUUCCCUACUUGGUGAAGGUGCUCGAGGAAGUCGUGGAGGGCAUCGGUCCCAUGGCAGAGGCAUAG
This is a messenger RNA of Aegilops tauschii subsp. strangulata, 1257 nucleotides long. The record is from RefSeq and is a predicted model, not a curated record. NCBI's taxonomy places the organism in Eukaryota, Viridiplantae, Streptophyta, Magnoliopsida, Poales, Poaceae.